CGCACAUCACCGCCUCCUCCUCCUCCUCCUCCUCCUCCUCCUCCUCCUCCCAGCCCGCCCGCCCGCCUGCAGGGUGGACCCGGUCCGUGUUGGUUCUGCUCUGGUUACCGGUCUGAACAUGGGGAUUUAACGGGACUUCUGAGUGUGAGAGCCCGGGGAGAGAAUAGGACGAAAAAGAAGAAGAAGAAGCGCAUAAAGUCCUAUCCGAGAGAGAGGAGAGAGAGAGGCGGAGGAGGGGGAUUCCGAGGAAACGGUCCCGCCGGGACAGGGGGGGGGACGCAGUGGAUGUUUUUGUGUUAGUUUGGAAAACACGCUCAACAUGCAGGUUUGGAUGCUUUUUUGGUGAAACAGAAAGUGCUUUGGAAGCUGCGGAGGACCAUCGGAUGGGAGUCUUCAUGUUUGCGAUGGAGUGACAGAGGGCGCACGGAACUUCAGCCUCGCCAUGAAAUCAGUGUUUUUCAGCCGUUUCUUCAUCCUACUGCCCUGGGUCCUUAUUGUCAUCAUCAUGAUUGAUAUCGACAGUAAAAGGACGAUCCGGGCUCCGGCGGCCGCUCGGACCGGCAGGGCGCAGCGGGCAGCCCGAACUGUCGGCGGCGGUGGCGGAGGCGCACCGGCACCGGGAGUCGGAGUCGCCCAGAACCAGAGCGCACUGCCGGUGAUCUACGCCAUCACACCGACUUACACCCGUCCGGUCCAGAAGGCGGAGCUGACCCGGCUGGCCCACGCCUUCCGCCAGGUGCCCCACUUCCACUGGAUCGUAGUGGAGGACUCGACGACGCGCACGGACCUGGUGGCGCGUUUCCUGGCGCGGUGCGGUGUGCCAUAUACGCACCUCCAUGUGUUCACACCCAGAAGGUUUAAGCGCGCCGGGAUGCCACGCGCCACCGAGCAGAGGAAUGUGGCUCUCACGUGGCUCAGGCAGCACCGGAGCAAACGGGACACCGGAGUGGUUUUCUUCGCGGAUGACGACAACACGUACAGUCUGGAGCUGUUUGAGGAGAUGCGUAGCACUCGAGGCGUUUCUAUCUGGCCUGUGGGGUUUGUAGGCGGCCGAGCGUAUGAGCGCCCCCUGGUGUCCGGGGGUAAAGUGGUGGGCUGGUACACCGGCUGGAGGCCAGACCGACCGUUUGCAACCGACAUGGCAGGUUUUGCCGUGAACCUCCAGGUGAUCCUGGCGAACCCGCGUGCUCAGUUCAAGCGCCGAGGAUCCCAGCCGGGGAUGCAGGAGUCCGACUUCCUCCGGCAGAUCACCAAGGUUACGGAGCUGGAGCCUAAAGCCAAUAACUGCACCCGGGUGCUGGUUUGGCACACCCGCACAGAGAAACCACACCUUGCAAAUGAGCCCAAACAUCGGAAGGACACUGUGGUCAUUGAGGUCUGAGAGGAAGAAAGAGAGCAAAGAGCAGCAGGGGAUUAUAAAAAAAAAAAAAAAAAUUAAAAAAAAAAAAAAAAACAGAAACUGAUUGUGGCUGCCCAUCAUCUUCUGGCUGGGACUCAUGACAGCACCCUGCUUUCCCUCCUUAUCAGGUUAAUACAAUCUGUUCAUGGCGGACAGAGACUCCGAGGAGUUGCAUGACUCAAGACUUCUGGCUGUCUGUCAAAAUGUGCUUUGUGAGAACUGGACGGAACUGACUAUUAUUCAAUCUGGGACUCAUCAUUUCCUCCAUCCAUGACUUGUUGAUGUGAAAAACUAAAGUGUAAUUGUAAAAAUUGUCAAUCAAAAGUGCCACGUGAAUCAUUUUUAAUCAUUCGUACAUUGCACAUUGGUUACUUCAUAAUACAUCUUUGCUAAAUUAACAUUGGUAGCAUUGGAUUGCAAAACCAGGUUUGUCAUCCAGACUAGUAGUGAGUGUCUUAUGAGCUGUACUGUGAUUUCUAGUAUUCCUCAAAAUGACUGAAAACUAAGACUUAUUUGCUUUGCUUUCCAAGAGUUAAAGUACUUCAGCCACUUUUUGGUUAUGUAGGUAAAGUCCAGCAUUACGUCAGGAUGUGGUUAUCUUGGUUUAGCAUUAAGACAGUCGUCAGUUUAAAAGGGUCAUUUGUAAUUUUGAGAUUUUAUCGCUCACUGACAAAAUUCUGAAGCUUGUUGUUUACAUUAUGUCGAUUAUAUAAUUAUCUAUCAUCUUAAAACUAAAACACCUAUCGCCUAUGGUCUACAUCAGAGCUCGCUUAUCCAAGAUUCUAGCAA
Molecule: messenger RNA, 2188 nt
Organism: Sphaeramia orbicularis (orbiculate cardinalfish)
Lineage: Eukaryota; Metazoa; Chordata; Actinopteri; Kurtiformes; Apogonidae
Gene: b3gat2
Product: beta-1,3-glucuronyltransferase 2 (glucuronosyltransferase S)
Exons: 4
Coding region: 443-1381 (312 amino acids)
Biological process (GO): carbohydrate metabolic process; chondroitin sulfate proteoglycan biosynthetic process
Cellular component (GO): Golgi membrane
Molecular function (GO): galactosylgalactosylxylosylprotein 3-beta-glucuronosyltransferase activity
Source: RefSeq, a predicted model, not a curated record